Molecule: messenger RNA, 621 nt
Organism: Linum trigynum
Lineage: Eukaryota; Viridiplantae; Streptophyta; Magnoliopsida; Malpighiales; Linaceae
Source: the annotation of a GenBank genome assembly
CCAACUCUUCAUCUCCUCACCAGCCGCCGCCGAAAUUGGAAACAAAUCGGAAGCCAGCGGUAAGCACGAAGAAGAAUAAACGAAUCAGAAUCCAGUCAAAAGCACGGCGAGAUGAGGGAGAAGGUCGAGCAACCUGCUUGUUUCUUCUCGGCGGAGAUACCGCUACGUUGGAGGAUUUCGAGGUCGACGAGAGUGAGGGACAUGAGGCCGAGAGAUAUGUGGCUGUAGGGAGCGAGCGGAGAGAUGAGCGGUGAAGGUGAGUUUGUAGAAGGUCGGCAAACGAAAAGGAGAGAGCUUGGAGAGGAUCGCAACAGCUGCGAUGGAGUCCCGGUUGACGAGGGAUCUCCACUCCCUUCUUUCUCCAGCCGUCUCCCAACCUGCAUCGACGCCGCUGGAGGAAGAAGAGGACUCACUGCCAAGCUGCACAAGUGCUACAUGGUCUCGCUCCAAAUGACCAAACAAGCUCCAAUUCAGCAGCAACAAGCUUCAAAGCCGCCAGCAGCUACUUAUGCCAGUACCAGGGUGAAAACAGAGGAAUUGGAGCAAGCCCAGGAAACAGAGUCGAAUUGGAUGGGAUUAAAUAUGUAAAAAGGAAAAGGUGAAUGAAGGCAGAUUGAGAGA